UCAGAGCUGUGGAAAGCAGAGAGGGGAGGAAACACUGCAACGCAAGGAGGGAUCCCAGCAUCUCACUUCGCUGGGUAUUCAGUUCUGAGCUUCUCCCGCUGGGAUAAAUCCCCUGAAUGUAGGCGCUUAACAUCUCUAUUUCCAAAGCAGUACUCCUCCUCCUCUAGUCUACAGUCAUGAACUACCUGCGCCGGCGUCUGUCGGACAGCACCUUUAUCUCCAACCUGCCUAAUGGCUACAUGUCAGACCUGCAGAAACCAGAUCCUCCUCAACCUCCCCCUCCUGGACCAGCUUCAGGACCAGCUCCAGUUUCCCCAGGCCAGGAGAGAAAACCCAUCCAACCCCAGCCUCUAGGGACGGGAUUCUUCAGCUCCAUCACCAGUGGGGUGAAGCAGACGGCCGCCUCAGCAGGGCUGGUGGAGCAAACGCCUGUGCCUGCAUCAUCCAAGAGACAGAAGAUCCUGUUGGUCAUCGAUGAACCACAGCAGGACUGGGCCAGACUCUUUAGAGGGAAAAAACUGAAUGGAGAUUAUGAUAUUAAAGUUGAACAGGCUGAGUUUGGAGACAUCAGUGUUGUGGCUCAUGCUAAUGGAUCAUGUCACGUGGCUGUGCAGGUUCUGCAGAAUGAAAACACAGUUGUCAGGUCAUUUAAGCCUGACUUUGUCCUGAUCCGACAGCAUGCUUACAGCAUGACAGAGAAUGAAGACUUCCGUAACUUAAUCAUCGGUCUUCAGUAUGCCGGCAUUCCCAGCAUCAACUCCCUGGAGUCCAUUUACAACCUCUGUGACAAACCCUGGGCAUUUGCAUGUCUGAUCAACACAUGCAAGAAACUUGGACAGGAGAAAUUCCCAUUAAUUGAACAGACGUUCUAUCCCAAUUAUAAAGAAAUGGUGGCCAUGCCGUCAUUUCCAGUUGUCGUGAAAAUUGGGCACGCUCACUCUGGUGUGGGGAAGGUGAAAGUGGAGAACCACACAAAGUUUCAGGACAUAGCGAGUGUGGUGGCUAUCACUCAGACCUACAGCACGUCUGAACCUUUCAUCGAAGCCAAAUAUGACAUCAGGAUUCAGAAAAUAGGAAAUGAUUACAAAGCAUACAUGAGGACGUCAGUCUCUGGUAACUGGAAGUCCAACACUGGCACUGCCAUGGUGGAGCAGGUGGCUAUGACCGACAGGUAUAAGCUUUGGGUUGACACCUGCAGUGAAAUAUUUGGAGGCCUCGAAAUUUGUGCUGUUAAAGCUAUUCAUGGAAAAGAGAAAAAAGAUUACAUUACUGAGGUAAUGGGUUCGUCUAUGCCACUGGUGGGGGAACAUCAGGCCGAAGACCAGCAGCUGAUAGCAGACAUGGUCAUUGCCAAAAUGAAUCAGGUUAUGGCACAAAAUCCCAAAAGACCAACUGCUAUUCAACCAAGAAAGAAUGCUUUUGAGAAGGACUUGGUGGUUGAAGUAAAGAACACCCCACCACAGAGAGCUCCUCCACAAGGCUGCUUGCAGUACAUUCUUGACUGUAAUGGUGUUGCAGUGGGACCAAAAUUAGUGAAGGCAAACUAACGUUACCUUGGAAGCUUGAAGCAUUUAAGCUCCUGACAGGUAAUGUUCAAACAUUCAGACAGUGACCUGAGGUGCAAGGGGACAAAUAAUCUGUAAGAAAAGUCUUAGUUUGGGCCUGAUCCGUAUUUCAGUCUGUAUUGUGUAACUUUCACUGUUCUGAGCUUGUGAUGGUUGCUUUGUUUCUAUGUGAAGCGGUUGUCUCUUCAGGGUUGUUGUGUGGUGAUACAGCAGAUCGUGCCUAGUGUUCAGUGCCACUUUCCUUGUACUUAUUUUUUUCUUGUCUCAUGACUUAUGUUUUAGUAAAUGGUGUUCAAAGAGUUACAGUGUGUGAGUGAGUGUACAGUAUGUGUGUGUGUGUACCUUGUAUUCGCUACAUAAUGGGGACCAAAUGUUCCAACUAGUAUAAUAAUACCAGUAAAUUUUGUCCUUGUGGGGACAUUUUUUGGUCCCCAUGAGGGAAACAGCUUAUAAAUCAUACACGUUUUUUGAAAAAGUAAAAAUGCUGAAAGUUGUUUGUGAGGGGUAGGUUUAAGGGUAUGGUUAGGGUAAUAGCAUAGAAAAUACAGUUUGUACAAUAUAAAAAACAUUACGUCUAUGGAAAGAGCCCAUUAAACAUGAAAACCAAUAUGUGUGUGUGUGUGUGUGUGUGUGUGUGUGUGUGUGUGUGUGUGUGUGUGUGUGUGUGUGUGUGUGUGUGUUUGUGUGUGUGUGUGUGUGUGUGUUUGUGUUGUGUAUUGCUUAUUGUGUGAAUGGUGUUAAUCAUACACAAUUAGAGACAUUUAAUUGCAUGAACAUUUAAUUGCAUGAUCAAAUGUGUGUGUCAUUGUGUGUUAAAAGGUAAGGUGUGCAUUUUCUUUUGUGACAUCACUGUUGAAAUAAUAGAUAUCAUGUAUGCACUUCUAGUAUUAUGAAUGUGUUAUAAAAUAUGGUGAAAUGUAUUUGCCACAGUGGAUGAAAGCUAUAUUACUAAAUAACAAUUAUUUUUUGUUCUUGUUACUAAUAUUAUUGAAGAAAUGCGAUCACGCAAUAAAACAUGCAAUAAAAAUAAAACUCUGAACAAACAAUGAACCAGUUAAGUGAAUGUGCUUAACCUUCAGACAGUGUUGACUGUUAACAUUAAAAACAUUAUUUAUAUUUUA
Messenger RNA from Carassius carassius (crucian carp), 2686 nucleotides. Its product is annotated as synapsin-2-like. The record is from RefSeq and is a predicted model, not a curated record. Gene Ontology annotation, cellular component: synaptic vesicle; synaptic vesicle membrane. Gene Ontology annotation, biological process: neurotransmitter secretion. Bases 177 to 1547 code for a protein of 456 amino acids. NCBI's taxonomy places the organism in Eukaryota, Metazoa, Chordata, Actinopteri, Cypriniformes, Cyprinidae. The transcript is spliced from 11 exons. Gene Ontology annotation, molecular function: ATP binding.